Pieris macdunnoughi is the source of this 1584-nucleotide messenger RNA. The record is from the annotation of a GenBank genome assembly. Lineage: Eukaryota; Metazoa; Arthropoda; Insecta; Lepidoptera; Pieridae.
AUGGGUUUUGAUGAAGGUCUUAUAACAUUAAAUAGUGACAAUGGUUCCUACUUUCCUGGGCAAACAGUUUAUGGUAAAUUAGUUUUUAGUCAGGACAAAAUUAAGAAGUUUCGAGGUAUUUCUGCAAAAUUGAAAGGAUACUGUAAAAUUCAUUGGACUACUCACCACAGUCGAAGAAAUAGUCAGGGUAAAAGUGAAUCUUAUACAGUCAAUCAUGAAUCCUAUGAAGAAUAUAUUAAUCACAAAGCCUUUUUAAUAGGAGGAGAGAGGGGUGAAGUGGAAUUACAACCAGGUAAGUAUGAAUUCCCUUUCGAGUUCCAAUUGCCGGGUAAUUGCCCAUCAUCAUUCGAAGGGACCGUGGGACACGUACGAUAUGAGAUCAAAGUGGUUGUCGACAGGGCAUUUAAGAUUGACCAGGAGAAAAAAGUUGCUGUUCGAAUUAUUGCGCCUUUGGAUUUAAACCAGGACCCUUACUGUCGGGAACCCAUAGAGUUUGAAUUCGAAGAUGUGUACUGCUGCUGCUGUUUAAGCCGGGGUGCCACAGACACCGUAGUGAAACUACCGGUGGCGGGGUACUGUCCUGGGCAGCUGAUACCCAUCGAGGUAGCUUGUGAGAAUAGUGGCCGUGUUACCAUAGAUGACAUUAAGCUGAUGAUUAAGAAGAAAGUAACAUACCACGCAACUACGAACCCCGCUACGCGAGAGACAAAGGAUUUGAUAGCAGAGAUCAAGAAAGGACCAAUUCCUGGUGACACCACUCGUAAUUGGACUGUAGAAAUGGUGGUGCCUUCCAUUGACAUUUACAAUCUUGCUGCCUGCAGAUAUAUUGACGUGGAUUAUACAUUCAAGGUUGUAGUAUCACCUAGUGGUUGCCACAGCGACUCCAAAGGCUAUAAGCGUUUAGUUAUCGGGAACAUACCUUUAGUGGGCUAUCAAGACGAUGUCCAGAACCCUCUACAUGAUCAAAUGCCGCAAAUUAGUGCGCCCAUUGUCAACCAGCCGUCACAUCAGGGGAACGUUUCUUACCCCGCACCAUAUCCUUACCCCGAAGUGACUCCUUAUCCUUCGGGAGCUUCCUAUCCUGUUACAACCCAAUAUCCUUCGACCCAAAAAGCCCAAACUCCAUAUCCGCCAGACCAAAUUGCUGCAAACACGCCAUACCCACCGCCGUACUCUCAAAUUUCCCAAAACCCACCAUAUCCUCAAAUUUCCCAAAACCCACCAUAUCCUCAAAUUUCCCAAAACCCACCAUAUCCCCAAAUUACCCAAAACCCACCAUAUCCUAAAAGUCCUGCUUAUACAUCAGGAGAUGCAGCACAAUCUCCACCAGCCAAUCCACCAUAUCCCAAUUCACCUUAUCCAACACCUCAAAAUAUGCCUUCAGCAAAUCCACCAUAUCCUCAAAACACACCUUAUCAAGAUACCCAGACCCCCUACAAGGGAACUGGAUUAAAAACAGGAACAUUUGGUUUCACCGUUCCGACAUCAGUGGCUUCAGAAGGGAACCCUCCAAGUAUGCCAGCAGUGACCCCAGCGAAUCCAUUUGCCACUGCUAGCGCUCCGCCCGCUCUUGAGAAGGAGUAA